Rhinichthys klamathensis goyatoka is the source of this 1530-nucleotide messenger RNA. RefSeq names its product protein kinase containing Z-DNA binding domains (gene pkz). Gene Ontology annotation, biological process: protein phosphorylation. Bases 22 to 1527 code for a protein of 501 amino acids. The record is from RefSeq and is a predicted model, not a curated record. NCBI's taxonomy places the organism in Eukaryota, Metazoa, Chordata, Actinopteri, Cypriniformes, Leuciscidae. Gene Ontology annotation, molecular function: double-stranded RNA adenosine deaminase activity; RNA binding; ATP binding. The transcript has 11 exons.
AACAUUUUGGACAGAAUCAAAAUGUCUGCCGACUUUGAAAUGGAGAAGAAGAUCGUUGACUUCUUGAGACAAAAUGGCAAAAGCACAGUUUUAAUCAUUUUUAAAAAAUUCGGACUAAACAGAUCCACCGCGAACCGACAUUUGUACAACCUAGAGAGAUCACAACAGGUGUUUAAGUCUAACAAAACGCCUCCUGUUUGGGAUCUAAUGGAGAAGAAGAUCGAGAUCAAACACACACUCAAACCAGAGCAAAAGUCCCAGACGACAACAAGAGACUCAUGCGGAGAGAUUCAAGAGGAACGUGUGAGGGAUCUGCUGAAAUCAGGAGGUUUAAAAGCCCAUCAAAUCGCCAAAUCACUGAAACAGCCACCAAAAAACACAAAGAAACAGCUGUACAUUAUGGAGAAGGAGGGAAAAGUACAAAAAUGUAUCAAAACCAACAUUUGGACACUGAAUGACGAGGAGAGCAAUGACAGUUACAACCUAGAGAGUUCCUGUUCCAGUGAUCAUAGACUGGGCUCAAAUUCAGGGUUGUCUAAAAGUUUUGAUGUGAUCAUAGAGCUUGGCAAAGGAGGCUUUGGGUGCGUUUAUAAAGUAAAGCAUAAAUUUGAUGGCAAGAUCUACGCCGUAAAGGAAGUCGUCUUAACUGGGAAAGCUGAUUCUGAGGUGAAGGCAUUGGCCAGACUAGAUCACCCAAACAUAGUGCGCUACAUUACAUGUUGGUCAGAUUCUGAGAACUGCACAUCAAACCAAGAAAGAAACAAAGCGUCCAACACAUCACGUUCUUCAUCAGAUGUAGUGACCUUUGACAGAUCCGGAUGUGAAGAGAAUGAUGAUGAUGAUGAUGAUGAUGACGAUGAUGAUGUCAUUGAUGAUGUCACAUCAGGAAUGGCAAGUCUGGGAGUGACAGCAGACACCAGGACGUACUUGUUUAUUCAGAUGGAGUUCUGUGAGGGAGGAACACUGACUGCAUGGAUAAAUGACAGAAAUUAUAAGGAAAUUAAGAGAACCACAAUGGAUAUCCAUCAAAUAUUUUAUGAAAUUAUCAGUGGAGUGGAAUACAUCCAUUCAAACAAUCUCAUCCACAGAGACUUGAAGCCUGAUAACAUAUUGUUCGGCUCUGACGGCCAAGUGAAGAUCGGAGACUUUGGGCUGGUGGUGCAUCAGACCAAUGACAGCGGUGACCCCAUAGAGAGGUCAAACAAAGGAACACCACCAUAUAUGAGUCCUGAGCAGAAAAAUGGGAAGAAUUAUGGUGAAAAGACGGACAUAUUUCCACUUGGACUCGUAUGGUUUGAGAUGCUCUGGAAAAUAUCUACCGGUAGAGAGAGGGCAAAGCUGUGGCCAGAUCUGAGAAAUCAAAGGUUUCCGGAAGGUUUCUGUGACUGUUAUCCGACUGAAAAUAAAUUCAUCAAGGAGAUGCUGUCCUUUACACCGGAGGACAGGCCACAAGCACAACACAUCAAAGAAAAACUUGAGUUGUUUUUCUCUCUGGAUCAGAACCUGUUAAGCCAGAAAACAAUAUGAGUU